GAUUUGUUGCGUAGCGAGCCAACAAAAAACCGACGAAAAAAGGAAAACGCCCCGCUUUAAAAUCCCGUAAAGUAAGGAGUAAGGAUGCUGCAAAGCAUGUUCCGGCUGGCGCACAGCAAGCACAAACUGUUGUGCCGAUAUUAUGUGCGAAAAGCUAGGAACCCAGGUAUCGAUCGGCGGGCCGCGUUGUUGCAGGAUGACCCGCACACGGAGCAGGAGCUGGAGCAACUGGAUGCAAGUGAACCGACCUUCAAUGAAAUGCACAAAAGCUUCAAACAAUACCAACAUGAACAGGCGCAAUAUCGGGACCGGCUGCAGACCUGGAUCGUGGGGAACAAAUAUUUCAAAACCAAACAGCUAAACUUCCUGACCUGGACCGAGAAGGAACAGAUCCGCUAUCUACACCUGCACGACUCGGAGGAAUGGAGCAUCGACAAACUGACCGAAAGCUUCCCGGCCGACCGCUACACGAUUGCGAAGAUAGUGAAAACCAAGUGGCAACCCAAAGACGAUGCACGCAUCGAGCGGCACGAUGCUACGGUCAAGGAGAACUGGGAAAUGUUCCGCAGUGGUCGCAUCAAACAUCUGGAUCCGGGAUUCGCACAACAUCUAGACAAGUUUGUUCAGCGAAACGUUAACGACGGUAAUCCUCCUCGGGCACAGCAGACACGUGUGCAGGAGUUGCGGCCACUAGCGGAGGGAGAAUUUAGUGCAAUCGUAGCAAGCUGCAAAAAGUACAAGUCGGAAGCGAAGAAUGUCGAUCGUGUGCCGCUACUGGUGCCGAAUAGCAAUCCUAGAUCUGAGGAACAAGACGAGGAGCUGGAAGGGACGAACGAUGAUUACAAGGAGCUAGAUCCACGUGCCCCAAAGCAAGACAUGUUCAUAAUGGGCAAAGUGAACGAUAAGCGGCACCUAACGUUGGCUGAAAUGAAGAGAAGUAGUGGGGAGCUCGAAUCAGACUCCGAUCGCGGGCGUAUUGUUGAUAUCACGCGGCUCAAACUAGGGACCGGUGUUGUAGAUGAGCUGGAAAGAAGGUACGAUUCUCCAGAUAGGGCAGCAACGGUGUUCGAUCCGUCGCUCGACGAACGCGAUAAAGCUAGCGAGCCAGACAUAAAAGAGUUUAUAAAAAUCCCAAGUAAGCUUUACAAAAAAGGUGCCACUUACCAGGUGGACGACUGUUUCUAUGACGAUGAUGGUGAGUUCCUGUAUCGAGUGCCCGGUAUGAAAGGGCGUAAUCGGAAGCACAAUAAAUGAAUGCAACAUAUAAUGAUCCUGGUUAGCGCCCUUGACUAAACCGAGAAAAAAAGACGCGAAUUUGAUUAAGAUCAUCCAUCCUGCGCCAAAAACUGGUUCGGCGCGGUUCCGAAGCGGAGGGAAGCUACUGGUACAACUCAACUAGAACGAUCGGUCAUAAUACUCUCUACAUCCGCAUAGCAUAAUUCCGUUAUUGUGAAUAUGGUUGGAUGGUUGGUUGGUUGGUUGAUUAGCGAUAGUAGAUUGUCAUUACCAUUCCGGAUUUUCUGGUUUGCGUUCGUACAGCUGUGCGCGGAAGCAGAACAGAUCGGUUGGUAGCAAUUAUGAUUUUCGUGCCUUUCUUUGAGAUUACACAUCCUGUC
Messenger RNA from Anopheles aquasalis, 1616 nucleotides. RefSeq lists its product as uncharacterized. Gene Ontology annotation, cellular component: nucleus. The record is from RefSeq and is a predicted model, not a curated record. Lineage: Eukaryota; Metazoa; Arthropoda; Insecta; Diptera; Culicidae.